AUGGCGACGAAAACGACGACAAAGAAGAAGUUAAAGAAGAAGAUUUCCGCCGAUGAAAAUGAAAGCUUUUCCCUACAAGCGCUCGCUUUGGUUGUUGUCGGCGCGGCGUGGUGGGUGCUCAAAAAGAAGAAAGAUGGAACAGGGAAGGAAAAGAAGAAAACGACGAAGAAGAAAGGUGGACCCGCGUUCAACGUAGAGAACAUUACUAAGAGAUCCGUGAAUUCAUCAACGAAGAAUUCGACGAACGUGUUACCUCGAAACAAGCAACAAUCGAACAAAAAAUCGAAAGCGAGACGCGACGCGUCCAAGGCGAAGAAAGAACAGAAAGCAGAACAGUUGAAACGAGACAUAGAGCAGGCGAAGAAAAGUUCUUCCAAAGGAGGAGGAAACCAGGUACCGAAAAGUAACGACAUGAUGGGCGGGGAAGCCGGGAAGACGUUCACGACGACGAGUCACGUGAAAGUUCCUGUUUGGUACGCCGAACAUCGCGACAGGACCGGUAAGAAGGACAUGUGA
Bathycoccus prasinos is the source of this 516-nucleotide messenger RNA. RefSeq lists its product with no specific name. The record is from RefSeq and is a predicted model, not a curated record. NCBI's taxonomy places the organism in Eukaryota, Viridiplantae, Chlorophyta, Mamiellophyceae, Mamiellales, Bathycoccaceae. The transcript has a single exon. Bases 1 to 516 code for a protein of 171 amino acids.